Molecule: messenger RNA, 1129 nt
Organism: Malus domestica (apple)
Lineage: Eukaryota; Viridiplantae; Streptophyta; Magnoliopsida; Rosales; Rosaceae
Source: RefSeq, a predicted model, not a curated record
UUAAUGAGGUUGUAAUCUGAAUCUCAUUUCUGCACUGACGAACGGGCCAAGGCACAACAGUUCCAAGUUAUUGAAAUUAGAAAUUUAACCCCGGGGAUGGCCAAGGCUAUUGUGGAGAGAACUAGGCAAAGAAAACCGUGCACGAAAGGCAAUAAUGUGGUUCUUCCCAGUGUAAUGUCAAUGCACUCUGUGAGCCUACUUAUUGUAGCAAUAUUACUUAAGGCAAGAUCAUUGGGAGAACGUGGAAGAUAUAUAGAGGCUGCAAAGUAGUGCAAAGUUAUUCUUGAUACAGUUGAAAUCAGCACUACCUAACGGAAUGCCUGUAGACAUUGGCGAGGACUGCAAAUUGCCAGACAUGUUUCACAAAGCGCCCGAGCUGCUCCCCAUUUUAUGGACAAAGGCAGGCUAUCUUGAUGAGGCUAUCACUGCGUAUUGCUGGGCUUUAAUCAAGCCAUGGAAUAUAGAACCGGAUAGGUUUACUGCUAUUCAGAAAAGUUUAGCUCGCACAUUACUCUAUGGCGGUGUUGAAGCAAACCUUCCCCCUCAGUUACAAAUAUGGGGCACAACUAUGCCCAAAAAUAAUACAGAAGAAGCAAUUCUGUUGUUGGUAAUUCUUGUGAAAAAGGUGGCUUUGCGAGAGACAAAGUGGGAUCCAAAAAUCAUGAAUCAUCUGACUUACGCUCUUUCUGUUACCGGAUUGUAUAGACGAGCUGAGAGGUGGUACUUUCUUGCUCUUUGUUAUACUGCCUGUGGAAAAAUCGAACUAGCCUUGAAACUUUUGAAGAAGUUGCAGGCUGUUCCAAAGCAAAGACCAAGCCCCACUUCCCUUCUUUUUUCUUGGGAGCAAAAUUCUGUUACCAAGAUCCGAUUCACGCUCGUGACUGGAUAGUUUUUUCGUGUCAAGCUAUUCACUUGGUGAAUCAUCAAUGCGGGCAUUUCAUGGGUCAAUGCCAUAAAUUGAGCUCAAGAAGACUUCCAGCAGUAAUUGUAAUAUGUAGGUAAGAUAGGCAUGUCUGAAUAAUAGUUCCUUUGAUGUGAGACGUAUGUGAUUUCAGAUGUUAAUUUUGAAGUUAUUGCGGAUGUUUCGUGUUAUGUUUGUUAUUUUGAAUGUUUAUUUGGACUUUGGAUA